AUAUUAAUAUUCUAUUAAGGGGAAACGUUGUACCUACAUUACACUGCUACUGGUCGUGGCAGAAUCAGUCCACUGGAACUACUCCCCAAAGAUGCAUCACACAAUAUCGUCCCUCAUAGCAUUAGCUUUUAUUCCAUUCGCUCGCUGUGAACUGAAACCUGUAACAACUGUCGACGAGUCGAGCCUGAAGAUCUUCCAGCAAGGCAUUGAUCGUAUAUGCAGCACAUCAAGUUUUAGCGACAUCUAUUUGAUCAAUAACGAAGAUCCAUCCAAAGUAUCUCCAUAUAUUUCAAUGUUUAAUUUUAACCGUCCUGUCACGCUGCGAGACUUUCGUUACAAGGGACAAUUCCAGAUAGAAACUUGCUUUGUUGCAUUCAUAACGUCAAACGAACUGUCGGAGGUAUGUGUGAACUUUACUGAAGAAAAUGUCACUUAAACCAAUACAUCGUUUUAGGUAGUGCAAGAUCAUAUCGAACGAUUUGCCCUUUUCAUUGCCGUACUGCCCGCCGGCGUGAUGGAAACAGUGCAGAACUUCGCCAGCAUGUUGUACAAAUGUAUGAUGUACUACUUCUACUACGACCCCGUAACGCUUGCCGGCUCCUGGACCAUAGAGAGAGGAGGGAAACGUAUUUACACUCUAGCUGAUGUUGGCACCGGAAACACCGCUGGAUGGAAUCUUCGCGGUCAAACGGUAGCGUUUUUAAACAUGGAUCCUAACCGUGCGACAGCACAUGACAUCGAGAUUGGGCAAACGAUGGCCAAGCGCCACAACGGCACCUUCGCAAUGGCGCAGGGUUUGUUGCAAUGUUUCGACUACGUGUACACGGCUAUUUACGCGACCAGCGUGGGAAGCUUCGCCACCCUGCCGGAGAUGUUUCAGAUGUGCUUUCUGGUGCCGAGAAGUGCACCGAAGUCGGUGUUUGCUAUCUUAAGCGAUCCGUUCGACUACUACUGCUGGGGUACGUUUAUUUUCACGAUCGCCACAGUAUCGGUGUUGCUGUCACUGUUCGGUGAAUCCUACCGCCAGUACAAUGUGGGAUUGGUGUUCCUGGAGCUGGUAAUGAACGCACUCAAUGGGCCGUCCCAUCGCUUUUACGGACGGUUCGAGGUACGGCUCGUCGGGCUGUUCAUGAUGAUGAACAUUGUGUUGCUGUCGUGCUACCAAUCGCUGAUCAUUUCGCUCAUGUCUUCGGCCCGGUACGAUCCAGAGAUUGAUACGAUCGAGCAAAUCAACGAUACGUGCCAGUUCCAGCGUGAUUUGUUUAUGCAAAGCUUAGGAUAUCGGUUCAAGAACACGAUCUACACAUACCGCCGAUACGAAUCGUACGAGGAAAUAUGGGCCAACAAGAUAUGUCUGAUGGUCAUGUGCAGUGAUCUUAGCACGGGUCACGCACUCGUUGAAACGCAGAGCAACAACUUUGAUGAUGACAUGGACAACAAUUUGGAGCGGUACUUUCGCAUCUCAAAGGCGCGCAUACGCUCCUCGGCAGUGAUGUACUCGAUCAUGAACUUUUCGCCCAUGCGCACACUGAUUCACCGGUACACGUCGGCGUACAGCGAGGGCCACCUGCAUCAUUUGCCACUGGUGAAGGCAAAGAAGCAUAGCUCUGGUCAACCGAACGUUCACGAAAGUAUAGUGCUGGUUACGAUGCGACCAGAAGAUUUGCUGAUUGUGUGGAUCAUUUUUUUAAUAGGUUGCGGGGCGAGUGGAGCCGUGUUUCUGUUGGAGUUGUCAUUGGUAUGGGUGCCUAAAGUCCUUCUAACGAUAAGAUUGAAUGCUUCGAACAAGCUUAAAAUGGUAAAAAGAUCUUUUAAGAAGAAGAAAGAAUGGAAGGUGUAAAGGUGAACAUUGAAAGCUAAUUAAUUACGGAUGAAAAUAGAUAGCAACUAUACACCAUUUGCCAAAACAGGACAAAACAGUAGAACUUAUUGAAAUCCCAAACAAUGCUCUCUUUCUCUCUCUCUCUCUCUCUCUCUCUCUCUCUCUCUCUUUCUCUCUCUCUCUGU
This is a messenger RNA of Anopheles coluzzii, 2007 nucleotides long. RefSeq lists its product as uncharacterized. NCBI's taxonomy places the organism in Eukaryota, Metazoa, Arthropoda, Insecta, Diptera, Culicidae. The transcript has a single exon. The coding region runs from base 515 to 1840 and encodes 441 amino acids. The record is from RefSeq and is a predicted model, not a curated record.